AAUUUACAGAAAAGCCCCCACGCGAGGGGAGUCUUCUUUGUUACUUUUAUUAUUUUCCCCGACUCUUCCACAUUUCAACAUAAACCCUAAUUUCUAAAAUUCGAUACUCUCCGUCUUCUACUCUGAACCGUCGCUUUAGCGUAUUGCUACGUCUUCUCAUUUCUCCUUCCAUGGAUACUCAGCAGCAGCAGCAGCAACAAUCCUUCAUUCAAGGGGCGAAAGUGCUAAUGGUUGGAGCAGGUGGGAUUGGAUGCGAGUUACUCAAGACUCUUGCUCUCUCUGGAUUCCAAGACAUUCAUAUCAUUGAUAUGGACACUAUCGAAGUCAGUAACCUCAAUAGGCAGUUUUUAUUCCGUCGUUCUCAUGUUGGGCAGUCCAAGUCUAAGGUUGCCAGAGAUGCAGUCUUGAGAUUUAGGCCUCACAUUAACAUAAGAUCAUACCAUGCUAAUGUGAAGAAUCCUGAGUUCGAUGUCGAUUUCUUCAAGCAAUUUGAUGUUGUUCUGAAUGGACUGGAUAACUUGGACGCAAGGCGUCAUGUCAAUCGCCUCUGUCUUGCAGCUGAUGUUCCUCUUGUAGAAAGCGGGACAACUGGCUUCUUAGGACAGGUAACUGUGCACGUGAAGGGAAAGACAGAAUGCUAUGAGUGCCAGACCAAACCUGCUCCAAAGACAUAUCCUGUCUGUACAAUAACCAGCACUCCAACUAAGUUUGUGCACUGUAUCGUGUGGGCAAAAGACCUGCUCUUUGCGAAGUUGUUUGGCGACAAGAAUCAAGAUAAUGAUCUUAAUGUGCGUGCCAACAACGCUGCUAGCUCAUCCAAAGAGACAGAAGAUGUAUUCGAGCGUGCAGAAGAUGAAGAUAUUGAUCAGUAUGGUAGAAAGAUAUAUGAUCAUGUGUUCGGUUACAACAUUGAAGCGGCGUUGUCCAAUGAGGAGACAUGGAAAAACCGUACACGGCCUAGGCCUAUAUACAGUAAGGAAGUCUUGCCUGAAAGUCUGUCUCAACAAAAUGGGACAACUCAGAAUUGUUCUGCUACUGAUGAUGAUUCAACGGUCUCUGCCAUGCCGUUACUUGGCCUGAAGAAUCCACAGGAAUUGUGGGGUCUAACACAGAAUUCUCUAGUGUUCAUAGAAGCAUUGAAGUUGUUCUUCGCCAAGAGAAAGAAGGAAAUAGGACACCUUACUUUUGACAAAGAUGAUCAGUUAGCUGUAGAAUUUGUCACUGCUGCUGCAAAUAUCCGCGCUGAGUCUUUUGGAAUUCCUUUGCACAGUCUUUUUGAAGCCAAAGGCAUCGCUGGGAACAUUGUUCAUGCCGUUGCUACAACUAACGCCAUUGUUGCUGGUUUGAUUGUUAUCGAAGCUAUCAAAGUGCUGAAAAAGGAUGCGGACAAGUACAGAAUGACAUAUUGCUUAGAGCACCCAAGCAGAAAGAUGCUUCUUAUGCCAGUGGAGCCAUUUGAACCUAAUCCUGCUUGCUAUGUCUGUUCCAAGACCCCAUUAGUACUUGAGAUCAAUACUCAGAAAUCAAAACUACGGGAUCUAGUUGAUAAAAUUGUCACAGCCAAGCUUGGAAUGAACCUACCGUUGAUUAUGCAUGGGGCUUCACUUCUUUACGAAGUUGGUGAUGAUCUUGAUGAUAUUAUGGUUGCAAACUACAAUGCUAAUCUUGAAAAGUCUUUGUCGGAACUUCCUUCUCCUGUUAUCAAUGGAAGCAUUCUCACUGUGGAAGAUCUUCAGCAAGAGCUAUCUUGCAAGAUUAAUGUCAAGCACAGGUUCUUUCUUAUACCUUUCGAAUACUUCUUUAGUUAUCUGAGAUGGGUUUUCAUCAGACAUCAUCCUAUUGUUCUCAAAAAUGUAGUAUUGAAAGCUUUAUAGUAGUCCUUACAUCGUUCCAUGUCAGACGAUUUAUGCAUCACCUGCUGCUUAUUCUGUACUGUCACAGGGAAGAAUUUGACGAGGAAAAAGAACCUGAAGGAAUGGUUCUCUCUGGAUGGACACAAUCUCCAGCUACCAACGGCGAGAGCGCAUCAACAUCAAACAAUGAGAAUGAGAAGGCUGUUGAUGUCACAGAGAGUUCCUCAGGACCGGAGAUGGCUUCUAAGAAGAGAAGACUCUCUGAGACUCAGCCCGAGAAUGAUAAGAAAGAAACAGAGAACGUCGAGAGUGAUGAUGAUGAGAUCAUGGAGAUUGAAAAUCCCGUGAUGGUCAGCAAGAAGAAGAAAAGAGUUGAAUAGGCUUUUCCUAAAAGCUCUGAUGUCUGAAUCAUUGCUCUUUGUUCUUUCUAACUUUGUACUUUCUGAGCUUGUGUCACGAGAAUUACAUGUACGGAUUAGGGGAUUCUUUGAUGGGGGGAAAGAAUUACUCAGAUGGUUAAAAGUAUUUAUUUAGGAUCCUUUGAAGGAGGGAGCUCAGCAAACUCAAGCGAAAGCAACUUUGCUUUCAUAGUUUCUGUAAUAUUUUCAGUUUUCACUAACUGUAAGAGCGCCCUUGUAUUUUAAUUCUCAACUACUUUUUCAAUUCAUCUCUUAUAAGUGGUCA
Molecule: messenger RNA, 2537 nt
Organism: Brassica rapa (field mustard)
Lineage: Eukaryota; Viridiplantae; Streptophyta; Magnoliopsida; Brassicales; Brassicaceae
Product: SUMO-activating enzyme subunit 2
Biological process (GO): protein sumoylation
Cellular component (GO): cytoplasm; SUMO activating enzyme complex
Molecular function (GO): SUMO activating enzyme activity
Source: RefSeq, a predicted model, not a curated record